AUGAUCCGUGUAGGUCCAGAGAAACGUCUCUUUGCGGCCCACGAGAGCAUCAUCAACGCAUCGCCCUACUUCAGAACCCUAUCCCAAGCACAGCCCCCAUCUAUCCCAACAACACACAUCCACCACUCAGGCAAAUACUUCAACCUUCCAGACGAACUUCCCGAAGUCCUAUCCUGCAUUCUUGAAUUCCUCUACAAAGGCGACUACUCGCCCCGUCUCCGUCACAACGCAAACAGCCAAACAUGGGAGCUAGAAGAGAACCAAAGCGAGAAAGAAGGCGAUGGCGCAAGCCCCGGCGUGACAGUAUACCAUCACGGGGCUAAAGCGGUUAUAUUACGAGAUACGGCCAUAUACUGCGCCGCUGAAAAAUAUCAACUACCAGCUCUCCAACGCCUAGCCCUCCGAAAACAAGGCUUACACACAGGAAUUCAAUGCCAUACAAUUCUAGCCAGUGCGCGAUACGCAUACGCAAACACGCCAGACAACGAGUCGAAACUGCGAGCGCAUUACCUUGCGCUGAUGAUGCGGUGUCGAAACACUUUCAAGCGUAGCGGGACUAUGCAGGCUGAGAUGGAGAAGGGUGGUACUAAGAUGUUUUUCGACUUGUUUGUUGCGAUGUGUAAUUAUAUGGAUGAGGUUUUUCCGGCCGAUGCGUCUGUUUGUAGUUCUGCUACUGUUAAACGGCAUAAGGUGUAA
Molecule: messenger RNA, 696 nt
Organism: Penicillium taxi
Lineage: Eukaryota; Fungi; Ascomycota; Eurotiomycetes; Eurotiales; Aspergillaceae
Exons: 3
Coding region: 1-696 (231 amino acids)
Molecular function (GO): protein binding
Source: RefSeq, a predicted model, not a curated record